AUGGCGAUGAUCUUGAAUGUGGCGUUGCAUGUCACUUAUGAUGGAGAAGAUUAUCAUGAAGAUGGAGAAAGAUCAAUGGGACGAAGAAAUAAAGUCUCCAUUUUGUUCAGUGCAUCCAGCCGCACCGGUCUGUCUGGCGGAUCAAUUUUUGCUGGUGGACCAUCAUGGACGAUUAAACUUGGAAGAAGAGGGACCACAACUGCAAGUUUAAGCUCAGCUAAUGCGCAACUCACUGGCUUUGUAGAUAGCCAUGAUACACUUAUUUCGUUGUUCAGUGCCAAAGGGUUGAGUGCAAGGGACAUGGUUGCUCUUUCAGGUUCACAUACAAUUGAGCAAGCACAAUGUUUCACAUUCUGCACUAGGAUUUUUAGCAAUGCAAGUGAUAUCAAUGCUUGCUUUGCUACUACUCGAAGACAUCAAUGUCCAGCUUCUGAUGGGAAUUCAGAUCUUACACCUCUAGAUUCGGUGACGCCUAAUUCUUUUGAUAAUAACUACUUCAAGAAUCUUAUUCAGAAGAAGUGUCUUCUUGCAUCAGAUCAAGUACUCUUUAGUAGAGGAUCCACUGAUAGCAUUGUUGAUGAAUGCAGUAAGAACAUUGCAAAAUUGAAAUAUGAUUUUGCACCUGCCAUCAUAAAAAUGGGAGAUAUCAGCCCUCUUAGUGUUUCUCAAGGGCAAGCUCGAAAGCAAUGUUAUGUUGUUAAAUAA
Messenger RNA from Mangifera indica (mango), 705 nucleotides. RefSeq names its product lignin-forming anionic peroxidase-like. The coding region runs from base 1 to 705 and encodes 234 amino acids. The record is from RefSeq and is a predicted model, not a curated record. The transcript has 3 exons. Gene Ontology annotation, molecular function: heme binding; peroxidase activity. Gene Ontology annotation, biological process: response to oxidative stress. Lineage: Eukaryota; Viridiplantae; Streptophyta; Magnoliopsida; Sapindales; Anacardiaceae.